CGAAUUUAUAGUCAUAUUUUAUUUCGUGGUCGGCCUUCACUUUACACAUCGUUUACACGAAAUAAAAAAUAAUUAUCAUAAAAGUUUGUUCCAAGAAACUGAAAAAUUGUAAAAUGGAUAGGUUUAAAUCUAUACUUGCCGCCUCUAUUCAACAAUAUUCGUGCUUCUGUGAUGAAUUUGACGAGAUAAGUUUUAUAGACAGUUCGUGUCCCACUGACGAGAAAUUUUACUUUGCCAACAUGUGUCACGCUUGUCAUUCUUAUGGCGGGGAGAAUAUUAAUCUAAAAAGAUGUAGUGCUUGCGGACUCGUGUCCUACUGUUGCAAGGAACAUCAAGUGAAGGACUGGCCAUCUCAUAAACAAUUCUGUAAAGUAAUAUGCCAGAUAAAGAAGAAUUGGAAUUGCGAUGAUCUAUUUCAAUUUGUGAAAAAUACUAUUUCAAGAAAGUCAUUACAUAAGAUGAAAAACCUCAAGGAGAAAUUAAAGUACUAUAAUUCGCUUAGUGAAUUUAUUUGUAAAUUAUUACCAACGGCAGUCAAACUACUCCAAAGAAAAUUAAAUAAAGCUGAAUAUGAAAUGAUCCAGUUUCCAAGAAUUUGUGCCGUCUGUUACGAAAGCAAGCAAGAGCUUCUAACGAAUUGCCCGAAUUGUCCUCAAUCGAGCUUCUGCAAGAAACACUUGAACGAUCCCAAUCACGACUAUGAAUGCAGAAAAACCCGAACUGCCUUUGUGACAGCAAGUGCGAAACGUGUUGACGAGGUUCUAUCGUUACUACUUAAAUCGGGCAUCAUUCAGAGCUCUUAUCAUCCCGAAAACAGCAAGUUGCCUUCUUCUAUGUCCCAUCUGCUUGAAAGUCGCCUGUCGUUGGGAGAUUCUGCUAAACUAAAGAAUUUCAAUAUCACAUUCACGGAAGAAAUGAAGACAAUUUAUAACGCCGCUUUGUCGGAAAUGUUCUCGCGGUCGUGUUCGAUACUUUUCGCCAUUGACAAACUGAGUCUCAAUUUACGUUCAAUGGUAAUUCACGUCGUUGGAGCCACCGCCGUGGAACAGAUGCUUACUGACUGGGAAGUCAUAUGUCACUAUUUGCCACAAUUGUGUCAACUUGAAAUCAUUUUAAUUGGUCCUGAUGUGAUGUCAAACUCGAGAAUAAUAAAACCGCUUUGUAAACAGUGCAUGCAAGAGAAAAAGAAACUUACGAUUGAAUCGAGAAAAGUGAUGUAUGAUAAAUAUUGUCGGGAGGACAGCUACUUAAAACCCGAUAUUAUCGCUUGUUUUAAUCCAGGUCUUCAGGUUUACGAUACUUGGGAGAAAUCUAUAAAUUGUUUUAGAAAGGGAAAGUGUCCUUUGCUAGUGACAAGUCAACAAAAAACUGAAGGAAUUAUCGAAAAAGCAAUCAUCACUUCUAGUUUCCCGUCAGCGAAAUGUAUUUUUUCUGAUAAUAAUCCAUUUGGUAGUCUUGCUUUUCAAAGAGAGGGGAUUCUUCUUCCUGUAUCUUCCAAAAAUCAAUUCAUGUCUCUUUAUGAGUUUCUCGAAAAAAAGAAAGUAACAAAGUAACUGUCAAGUGUAUUUUUCUGUCAUUGUGAUUUGCUGUUCUGAGUCUGUGACAAUAAGUUGAUAUUGUUUUAGCCUAAAAGGUUUAUGCGUUUCUUAAAAAUUUCGACUACUUUUGUUUAAAAAAAGGUACAUGUAUAAUACUGUUUUAUUCGUGACUACAUAUAUGUACUCUUGUUUGAAAAAAUAAACAUUAUUUUUUCUUGUCAUUUA
Leptopilina heterotoma is the source of this 1763-nucleotide messenger RNA. RefSeq lists its product as uncharacterized. NCBI's taxonomy places the organism in Eukaryota, Metazoa, Arthropoda, Insecta, Hymenoptera, Figitidae. The coding region runs from base 114 to 1553 and encodes 479 amino acids. The transcript has 2 exons. Gene Ontology annotation, cellular component: extrinsic component of mitochondrial inner membrane. The record is from RefSeq and is a predicted model, not a curated record.